This is a messenger RNA of Manis pentadactyla (Chinese pangolin), 1430 nucleotides long. RefSeq names its product developmentally regulated GTP binding protein 1 (gene DRG1). NCBI's taxonomy places the organism in Eukaryota, Metazoa, Chordata, Mammalia, Pholidota, Manidae. The record is from RefSeq and is a predicted model, not a curated record. Gene Ontology annotation, cellular component: cytoplasm. The transcript has 9 exons. Bases 131 to 1234 code for a protein of 367 amino acids. Gene Ontology annotation, molecular function: GTPase activity; GTP binding. Gene Ontology annotation, biological process: cytoplasmic translation.
CUCGCGAUAAAUAGGAAAUACUGCGCUUGCGUACCGCAGUGGCGCCCGGAGGUUGUGGCCGGUUAGCUGGCGGGUGAGUGAGGGCGGAAAGUCCGCGUGGCGGCCGCUGCACCCUCCGCGACUGGCCACCAUGAGCAGCACCUUAGCCAAGAUCGCGGAGAUCGAAGCCGAGAUGGCUCGGACUCAAAAGAACAAGGCCACAGCACACCACUUAGGGCUGCUUAAGGCUCGCCUUGCUAAGCUUCGCAGAGAACUCAUCACCCCGAAAGGUGGUGGUGGUGGAGGACCAGGAGAAGGUUUUGAUGUGGCCAAGACAGGUGAUGCUCGAAUUGGGUUUGUGGGUUUUCCAUCCGUGGGAAAGUCAACGCUGCUCAGUAACCUGGCGGGAGUGUAUUCUGAGGUGGCAGCAUAUGAGUUCACUACUUUGACCACUGUGCCUGGUGUCAUCAGAUAUAAAGGUGCCAAGAUCCAGCUUCUGGAUCUCCCAGGUAUCAUUGAGGGUGCCAAGGAUGGGAAAGGCAGAGGCCGUCAAGUCAUUGCAGUGGCCCGAACGUGUAACUUGAUCCUGAUUGUUCUGGAUGUCCUGAAACCCUUGGGACAUAAGAAGAUAAUUGAAAAUGAGCUGGAAGGCUUUGGCAUUCGCUUGAACAGCAAACCCCCCAACAUUGGCUUUAAGAAGAAGGAUAAGGGAGGCAUUAAUCUCACAGCCACUUGCCCUCAGAGUGAGCUGGAUGCUGAGACUGUGAAGAGCAUUCUGGCUGAAUACAAAAUUCAUAAUGCUGAUGUGACUCUGCGAAGUGAUGCCACAGCAGAUGACCUCAUUGAUGUGGUAGAGGGAAACAGAGUUUAUAUCCCCUGUAUUUAUGUAUUAAAUAAGAUUGAUCAAAUCUCCAUUGAGGAAUUGGAUAUCAUUUAUAAGGUACCUCACUGUGUACCUAUCUCUGCCCAUCACCGCUGGAAUUUUGAUGACCUGUUGGAAAAGAUCUGGGAUUAUCUGAAACUAGUGCGCAUUUACACCAAACCCAAAGGCCAGUUGCCGGAUUACACAUCCCCAGUGGUGCUGCCUUACUCCAGGACCACGGUGGAGGAUUUCUGCAUGAAGAUCCACAAAAAUCUUAUCAAAGAAUUUAAAUACGCCCUUGUCUGGGGUCUCUCUGUAAAACACAAUCCUCAAAAAGUGGGUAAAGACCAUACACUGGAGGACGAGGAUGUCAUUCAGAUCGUGAAGAAAUGAAACUCUUCCCUGUCCUCACCUGCCGGGCCAACCCCAACACUUUCCCCAGGACCGAGCACCUGCCCCAAGCCCUUUCUGCCUUGGCAGCUCCUGGAUAGGAUUCAGGGGAGGGAGCUUUACUUUACUUGUCUUGGUGUGGCCUUGUGUAUGUUGGACUGUAUAAAGGACCUAGUAGGUCGCCCGGCUAUGUGCAGUU